This is a messenger RNA of Patella vulgata (common limpet), 1552 nucleotides long. Its product is annotated as ESF1 homolog. Gene Ontology annotation, molecular function: RNA binding. The record is from RefSeq and is a predicted model, not a curated record. Bases 61 to 1482 code for a protein of 473 amino acids. Gene Ontology annotation, cellular component: nucleus. The transcript is spliced from 11 exons. Gene Ontology annotation, biological process: rRNA processing. NCBI's taxonomy places the organism in Eukaryota, Metazoa, Mollusca, Gastropoda, Patellidae.
CCUAGCAACGGCUAUAUACAAUCUGUUACAAUUUAUCCAUCUGAAUUUGGUUUAGAGAGAAUGAAAGAAGAGGAGUUUCAGGGACCUAAAGAAUUAACAGAAAAACCUGAUGAUGAUAUAGAUCAAACAACAGAUGAAGCUCAAGAAGGUGAUCGAUUUCAUAGAGAGAAGUUACGACAAUAUCAGAUUAAUCGUUUAAAGUAUUAUUAUGCUGUUGUUGUCUGUGAUUCUGUUGCCACGGCUACUAAAUUAUAUGAUGAUUGUGAUGGAAUAGAAUUUGAAACAAGUUGUACGAAAGUUGACAUCAGGUUUAUUCCUGAUGGUAUGACCUUUGACCAGGAAGUGAAAAGUGUGUGUACAGGAGUUGAAAAAUACAGACCUAAUUAUUUUGCUAACUCUGCACUUGGUAGAAGUUCGGUGAAGUUAACAUGGGAUGAUAAUGACCACGACAGACUACGUGUGACCAUGAGUAAAAUAGACCCCAAAAAACUAGACACAAUGGAGAAAGAUUAUGAAGCUUAUAUCGCUUCAAGCUCCGAUGAUGAAGGCCCAAAACUGCCAGGUUCUGAUAGUUCUGACUCUAAUAGUGAUAGUGAACAAGAUGAAAGUCGCAUAGCCAAAUACAGACAAUUAGUACAGGAAUUAGAUGAUAAAAAGACCAAGAAAGACGAGGAUGUAGAAAUGGAGAUAACAUGGGAACCAGGUUUAAAAGGUACGACAGAAGCGUUAGUAAAACAAUCUGUAGACGCAGAGAAGACGGUGACACCAUGGCAGAAUUUCUUACAGAAGAAAAAAGAUAAAAAGAAACAGAGAAAUAAAGAUCGGAAAGCAGCGAGAGAAAAAGCAAAGAUUGAAUGUGGUGAUAUACCAGAAGAAAAGGCAGCAUUUAGUGAUGAUGAAUUACCUGAAGGGGUGGAUAUUAAUGAUCCUUAUUUUAAAACAGAAAAUAAAGACAUAAAAAAGGAGAAGAAGAAGAAAGGGAAAAAGGAAGAAUUAACAGAAGAAGAAUUAGAAAAGAAAAAACAGGAGGAGGCCAAACUAAAACUGUUAAUGAUGGAUGAUGAAGACCAACGACAUCACUUCAGUUUAGAAAAAUUACUCAAAGAUGCGAAGAAGAAAAAGAAGAAGAAAAAUAAAAAGAAGAAUUUAGACGAUGAGGAAGUGAAUGAAAAGACGGAUAAUUUUCAGGUUGAUGUUUCUGAUCCCAGAUUUUCGGCCAUGUUUGAUUCACAUCUUUUUAACGUUGAUCCGUCGGCACCCGAAUUCAAGAAAACAAAAGGAUCAGAAGUUUUUAUCAGUGAGAAACAAAAACGUAGACAAAAAGAAGGAUAUUCAAAGGUUUCACGAAAGCGAAAAGCAGAAAGUGACGACUUAUUGACUUUAAAUGAAUCUUCAACACCCAAAGAGUCGCUUUCCACACUUGUGAACUCAGUGAAAGCAAAAACUCAAAAAUUUCAAGAGAAAAAGAAAAAAGGAUCUUGAUAGCUGUACUAGUCAUUAUAAAAUCUUUGUUGAUUGUAAAUACAGAAAAUAAAUAUAAUUUACUUUAAAA